Austrofundulus limnaeus is the source of this 5076-nucleotide messenger RNA. RefSeq names its product jumonji and AT-rich interaction domain containing 2b (gene jarid2b). Gene Ontology annotation, cellular component: chromatin; nucleus. The record is from RefSeq and is a predicted model, not a curated record. Lineage: Eukaryota; Metazoa; Chordata; Actinopteri; Cyprinodontiformes; Rivulidae. Gene Ontology annotation, biological process: chromatin remodeling; regulation of gene expression. Gene Ontology annotation, molecular function: DNA binding.
AUUAUUCUUUUGUUCAUUUUAUUUUAACGUUUACUAUUUAUUCAUUCGCCCUCAAAACACAAGAUGUGACUCGUCCGAGCCCAGCUGUAUUCAUGUGUGUGAACAGAGCCCGGAGGAGCGAGUGCGCACAGACGAGAAGAAGAAGAAGAAGAAGAGCUGCUCGAGCGAAUGGAACUUAUUGUUGUGCGUUUGUUUGGACUAUGAGCCACUUUGGGUCCACUUCGUCUCUGUCCGUCGACCCUUGAACUGUGGGAUUUAUUAUCCGACCACUUUCGAAGGAGGAGGAUUCUGCUGUAGACCCCAGCGCGAAGCUUUUCUCUCUCCUUUUUUUUUUUCUCUCCUCCACAGAGUCGGGAUUUAAAUAGUCAGUUGGUGGAGCCCCGGAGAGGCGAAGAGGGAAAGAAAAGAAAUUCAUGUGGCCGUUCUCUCUAUAGCCAAAAACACGUACAUAUUUUGGAGGGGGGGAUUGAAUAAUGAGCAAGGAAAGACCCAAGAGGAAUAUCAUUCAGAAGAGAUACGAUGACAGUGAUGGGAUCCCGUGGUCGGAAGAAAGGGUGAUGCGAAAGGUGCUUUACCUCUCUCUAAAGGAGUUCAGGACUGCACAGAAACGGCAGCUGGAUGGCGAUGGAACCACAAACCCCAAUGGUUCCCUAGCCAAUGGGCAGCUGAACGGCUCGGGGUCAAAGGGCAUCCACAAAGAAGAYGGGUCCUUGCGCUCUCAGGGCCUGCAUGGGAGCAACAAAUACAGCGAGGACAGCCCUGCAAAAAAGAGGCCUCGGCUCCAGGCUCAAAGGAAGUUCGCCCAGUCGCAGCCCAACUCGCCCAGCACUACGCCCAUCAAAGUGGCCGACCCGAGCAGCCUGCCCGCCGGCCUGGCCGCGGCGCCAUCCUCCACCCUCUCAUCGCUCUCCUCCUCCUCGUCCCUGACGUCCUUCAUUCAGGACCUGUCCAGGCGCAAGCCCAAGACAGAAGACUUCCUCACCUUCCUCUGCCUCAGAGGUUCAUCUGCCUUGCCUAGUAAUAUGGCUUACUUUGGAAGCUCCCAGGAGGAGGAGGACCUGGAGGACGAGGAGGAAGAGGAGGAGGAGGAAGAGGUGCGAAACGGUGGCAGUGUCCACUCGCAUGGUGUGGGAGGCAGUAGCCAAGCCUCGACGUCCUCCUCCUGCAACUCUACGCCCCGCAAGGGCAAGCUCCCCGCCAGGCAGCCACUCAACGGGCACGUUUUUAACAGCAGCAAAGCAGGGACCAGGGAGAGUCCGAGGCCGAAAGCAGGGACUCACAGCAGGGACGCACCCGCCCCGCCACUGCCACCCCCUCCGCCGCCGCCUCCGCCUCUGCUGAGGGAGCGCAGCGAACGGGCAGAGGCGCGAGAGCUCGCCAGGGAGCAGCAGGCCAUGGCCAGCAGUCGAGGCUCAGCAUACGGGGUGACGUCACGGAGAGCGGCCGAGGAGCUACGGAAGAAGGCCUCAAAAGUGAACGGGCUGACGCGGGCUGGCUCGGCACAAGCUGUCGGUGGUGCCAAAAAGAGCCACGACUUACGACUGCCGUCCAAAACUGUGAAGAAGUACACAGCCACCGUGUCCAAGGGCCACGUCACCUACACCAAAGCCAAACAGAAAGAACUGGGCAAGAAAACCAAACUCAGCAGCAGCCACAAACACAACAGCGCCGCUUCGGCAUCAUUGUCAGCGAACAAUCACAAUCAGCACAGCCAGCCAGCAGCCAGCACUAGGCUGGCCAACUCAGGAAAAGCAGCGGCACCAGCCCACCACAGCAAUGCAAAAACCCGCAAACAGGUGCUACUAUCAAACGGGCUGCACAACGCCGCUGCCGCCGCCGCCCGACCCAACGGCAGGCUCAACGGGCAGUGGCACAACUCCCCGGCCAAGGAGGACGGCCAGAAACMGUGCCAGCAAGCCCACGCGGAGUGCCCGGGUCGAGAGGGACUGCGGAACUCCAAACGGCGUCUGGAGGUGGUGCUUAACUCAGUGAGCGCCGCCGUUGUUGAGCAGAAAGCCAAAACGAGCGGCGCCGAGGCCAAGAAGGCCAAAAUCCAAUCCACACCUUUGGAGACGCGCAGCAGCAGCAAGAAGAUGGCCAACGAAGAGAAAGCUAACAAACAAAACACCACUCCGGUUUCUAAUGGACACGUAUCAGAAACGCCCACCUCCCCUAAACAAACUCAGCCUGUUACUUCUUCCUCUACUCCUCCUCCUCAACAAGCCACACCUCCUUCUACACCAGCAGCCAAUGUGGAGCCAGUGAACCAGCGGCCUAAGCGUGCAUCGGCUGGUAAGCUGAUGCUGAUACGACAAGCACAGCAGCAGCAGAACAGGUCACACGGUCGGAGCUCCUCCUCUUCCUCACCUUCAUUAGGCCACAAUAGUUCACCAAACCCUAGUCGUGCCAGCACUACCUCAGACCCCCAACAGACUUCUGUGUCCUCCUCUUCCUCCUCCUCCUGCUCUACAACCUGUAUUCUUACUUCCACUGACAGCCCCGGGCAGGUGAAACCAGCAGCGCUGCGGCUCGCUGACCGCGAUAAGGAGUGGGAGCGKGAGAAAGAGCUGACGCGCCAGAAGGAACGCGAGCAGGAGAAGGAGUGGGAUCGCCAGCGGAGUAAGCCGGAGGGCUGGGCGGCGCUGGGCGAAGCUCCCGUCUUCCGGCCGACUUCCAGAGAGUUCCAGGACCCUCUGGUGUACCUGGAUGCAGUGAGGGAACAGGCCGAGGCGGCUGGCAUGUGUCGCGUGGUGCCGCCGCAGGACUGGCGGCCCGAGUGCAAACUGAACGAGGAGAUGCGUUUUGUUACGCAAGUACAGAGGGUCCACAUGCUGGGCCGACGCUGGGGCCCCAAUGUGCAGCGGCUGGCUUGCAUCCGCAAGCACCUUAAAUCUCAGGGCAUUACCAUGGAUGAGCCGCCUGUCAUUGGUGGUUGUGAAGUGGACCUGUCACGUUUUUUCCAGCUCAUCAACGACAUGGGUGGCAUGCAGCAGGUGAUGGACCUGAAGAAGUGGACCAAGCUCGCCGACCUCCUGCGCAUCCCCAAGUCUGCGCAGGACCGGCUGGCCAAGCUGCAGGAGGCUUACCUCCAGUACAUCCUCUCCUACGACUCGCUCGGCGCCGAGGAGCGCCUUCGGCUGCUGGGCGACGUGCUGCAGGAGAAGAAGAGCCUGGAGUCGCGCCAGGGCCCCCUGGAAGGUCUGUCGGAUUCUUCCGCUCCCAGCGGGCUGUCGCUGCCACGCUACGAGCCCAAGAACGGGCUGGUGGGCGGGAUCGUAGGAAGCACGACGGGGAACCACCGCACCAACGGAGUCUAUCACCGUCUGAAGGAGCUGGAGGCUCAGGUCAAAGCGGGCCGGCGCCGGCUCUUCGCUCAGGAAAAACAAGGCAAGGAAGACGAGCAGCAUGGACAGGAGGAGGCGAAGGAGGACAGAGGCGUUCUCAGUGACCAGUACAAAUGUAUUUACAAGGGGAAAUCUGUGUCUUUGACCAACUUCUUCAGGAUAGCCCGCAACACCAUGACCAUGUGCUUUAACAAGGAACCAGGAGCUGCUGAGGUCGAGCAAGAGUACUGGAGGAUUGUGGAGCACAGAGACUCACACGUGGCAGUUCAUUGUGGAAAAGUGGACAGCAGUACACAUGGCAGUGGCUUCCCCACUGGAAAAUCAGAGCCAUUUUCAAAACAUGGAUGGAACCUUACGGUCCUCCCAAACAACGCUGGAUCCAUACUGAGACAUCUGGGUGCUGUGCCUGGGGUGACCAUUCCCUGGCUAAAUAUCGGCAUGGUUUUUUCUACCUCAUGCUGGUCUCGAGACCAAAAUCGCCUUCCAUAUAUUGAUUACUUACACACUGGUGCUGAUUGCAUUUGGUAUUCUGUCCCUGCUGAGGAGAAGGCUAAGCUUGACAAGGUGGUCCAUACACUGCUUCAAGCCAAUGGCACCCCAGGACUAGAAAUGCUGGAGAAGAACAUAAUGAUCUCUCCAGAGGUGCUUUGCCGUGAAGGCAUCAAGGUUUACCGUACGGUGCAGCGGAGUGGCCAGUUUGUGGUCUGCUUCCCCGGUGCCUUCGUCUCUAAGUUGUGUUGUGGCUACAGUGUGUCGGAGACGGUGCACUUCGCCACGCCACAUUGGAUGAACCUGGGUUACGAGGCAGCGAAGGAUCUGAAAUGUCGUUGUAUAGCCAAACCCUUCUCCAUGGAGAAGCUACUGUAUCAGAUUGCCACAGCGGAGUCUAAGAGAGACAACGGCCUUCUCCUCACCACCAUCUCCACCCUACUUAAAGACCUCAGGAACAUAGAGUUGCACCAACGUCAGGAACUUUAUAAGGCAGGUUUGCUCUCCUCUGCCCGUUACGGCACGCACGACGGCAGCCUGGGGCCCGGGGAGGGCCGCAAGAAGUCCCGCGGGAAAUGGCUGGCGCUGGAGUCGUUGGAGAGACGCUGCCAAAUCUGUCAACACCUCUGCUACCUGUCCAUGGUGGUUCAGGAGACAGAUAAUGUGGUUUUCUGUCUGGAGUGUGCCCUGCGUUAUGUGGAGAAGCACAAGUCCUGCAGGGGCCUCAAGAUGAUGUAUCGAUACGAUGAGGAGCAACUCAACAGUUUGGUGAACCAGGUGUGUGGGCGGGCCAUGCUGAAGAACGGAGGAGUCUUCAGUGCAGGGGGUGGGGGAGUGGGGGACUCCUGCCACAGCCUGAGCCCCGCCAAGACGUCACCGGCCAAGCGGGGGCCGCGGAAACGUGCCACCGUGGAGGUGUCCCUGGCUCGCCUGCCCAUCCACAUGCCCAAGGCUGCAGCCGUGUCCUGAGAGAAGGAGGGGGGGCGGGGACGCCUCCACUGGACCACCCUGUGUGCUGUGCUCUCCUCCACCCCCCCGCCUCUCCCUUACUGAUAUAUAUUUUUUAUUUUUUGUUCGGUUUGUUUUUUAUUCCACGUUAAACGGGAAUCACUAUCAAUGCCUCCAAAACCACCACUUCUAACUGCAGUUUGUUUGAACCCCCACUCAAGUUUAGUCUCCCUUUCCAGACACACUCACUCCUCCUUUAGUGACAGCUUGUUUUAUCAAAAAAAAAAAAAGAAAA